Molecule: messenger RNA, 2361 nt
Organism: Fraxinus pennsylvanica
Lineage: Eukaryota; Viridiplantae; Streptophyta; Magnoliopsida; Lamiales; Oleaceae
Source: the annotation of a GenBank genome assembly
AUGGAGGAGGUGAACAAGUUAGCAGAAUCAACUGCAACAAACUUGGAUGGACAAGCAGUUUACGAAGAAAGGGACCCAGAGAGCAACAGCCUCCAUCAGCCUCUGCUCAAAAGAAACCGAACGCUUUCUUCAACUCCACUUGCCAUAGUUGGAGCCAAGGUUUCUCAUAUAGAGAGCUUGGAUUAUGAGAUCAAUGAAAACGAUCUGUUCAAACAUGACUGGAGAAGCAGAUCAAAAGUCCAAGUAUUGCAGUAUAUCUUCUUGAAAUGGACACUGGCAUUCCUAGUUGGGCUUCUAACAGGACUAAUAGCCACUCUCAUCAAUGUUGCAGUUGAAAACAUAGCAGGCUACAAACUUCUUGCUGUUAUUAACUACAUCGAGGAGGAAAGAUACCUAAUGGGGUUCGCAUAUUUUGCUGGAGCAAAUUUUCUUUUGACUUUGGUAGCUGCCGUCCUCUGUGUUUGUUUUGCACCUACAGCAGCUGGUCCCGGGAUUCCAGAAAUUAAAGCUUAUCUGAAUGGAGUUGAUACCCCCAAUAUGUUUGGUGCAACAACAUUGAUGGUUAAGAUUAUUGGAAGCAUUGGAGCUGUGUCUGCAGGCUUAGAUCUAGGAAAAGAAGGGCCUCUGGUGCACAUAGGGAGCUGCAUUGCUUCGCUAUUAGGUCAAGGUGGGCCAGACAAUUACCGUUUAAAAUGGCGCUGGCUAAGGUACUUCAAUAAUGACAGGGACCGUCGUGAUCUCAUCACUUGUGGUGCAUCAUCUGGUGUCUGUGCUGCUUUCCGAGCCCCAGUUGGCGGUGUCCUCUUUGCUCUCGAGGAGGUGGCAACAUGGUGGAGAAGUGCACUCCUCUGGAGAACUUUCUUCAGUACAGCAGUUGUGGUGGUAGUGCUUAGGGCCUUCAUGGAAAUCUGCAACUCUGGAGACUGCGGACUAUUCGGGAAAGGAGGGUUGAUCAUGUUUGAUGUCAGUAAUGUUUCUGUAAGGUACCACGCCGUCGACAUUAUACCUGUUGCUGUAAUAGGUGUCCUUGGUGGCGUUUUGGGGAGCCUCUACAACCAUUUUCUCCACAAGGUCCUGAGGGUCUACAAUCUCAUAAAUGAGAAAGGCAAAUUUCAUAAACUUCUUCUAGCCCUGAGUGUCUCCAUUUUCACCUCUGUAUGCCUAUAUGGACUUCCUUUCCUUGCAAGAUGCCGACCUUGUGAUCCCUCGCUACCAGAUUCUUCCUGUCCCACAACUGGAAGGGCAGGAAACUUCAAGCAAUUCAACUGCCCAAAGGGUUACUACAAUGACCUAGCUACUCUUCUCCUUACAACCAAUGAUGAUGCUGUUCGAAACAUCUUUUCCAUCAGUACUCCAAGAGAAUAUGAAAUUCUUUCCCUAGUUAUCUUCUUUGCACUGUAUUGCACUUUGGGACUUGUCACAUUUGGCAUUGCUGUCCCAUCAGGUCUGUUCCUACCUAUCAUCCUCAUGGGAUCAGCUUAUGGUCGCAUGCUUGGUAUUGCCAUGGGACCAUACACAAAAAUUGAUCAGGGACUUUAUGCCGUUCUUGGCGCAGCUUCCCUCAUGGCUGGUUCAAUGAGGAUGACUGUUUCUCUCUGCGUCAUAUUUCUUGAACUUACCAACAACCUUCUGUUGCUGCCCAUUACAAUGCUAGUUAUCCUAAUUGCUAAAACUGUAGGAGACUGCUUCAAUCCAAGCAUCUAUGAAAUAAUACUGGAACUAAAGGGACUUCCUUUCUUGGAUGCACAUCCUGAGUCAUGGAUGAGAAAUAUCACAGUUGGAGAGCUUGCUGAUGUAAAGCCAGCAGUCGUAACCCUUAGUGGUAUUGAGAAGGUGGGACGUAUCGUGGAAGUCUUGAAGAACACCACACACAAUGGCUUCCCAGUUGUAGAUGAAGGGGUGGUGCCACCAAUGGGUUUGCCAAUGGGAGCAACUGAACUGCAUGGAUUGGUCCUAAGAGCUCAUCUUAUUUUAGCACUAAAGAAGAAAUGGUUCCUGCAAGAAAGAAGGAGAACAGAAGAAUGGGAAGUGAGAGAGAAAUUUACAUCUAUCGAUCUAGCUGAAAGGGGGGUAAAGAUAGAAGAGGUAAUGGUGACAAGGGAUGAAAUGGAGAUGUUUGUAGACUUGCAUCCCCUAACCAAUACAACCCCAUACACUGUGGUCGAAAGCAUAUCAGUAGCAAAGGCUAUGGUUCUCUUCAGGCAGGUUGGGCUACGUCACAUGCUCAUUCUAGCUAAAUAUCAUGCAGCCGGGGUGUUUCCGGUGGUGGGAAUUUUGACUAGGCAAGAUUUGAGAGCCCACAACAUUUUGAGUGCCUUCCCUCAUCUAGAAAAAUCCAGUGGAAGUAAAAAUGGACAUUGA